Messenger RNA from Toxorhynchites rutilus septentrionalis, 6203 nucleotides. RefSeq names its product kinesin-like protein Klp98A (gene Klp98A). Bases 958 to 5016 code for a protein of 1352 amino acids. The record is from RefSeq and is a predicted model, not a curated record. The transcript has 10 exons. Lineage: Eukaryota; Metazoa; Arthropoda; Insecta; Diptera; Culicidae. Gene Ontology annotation, biological process: microtubule-based movement. Gene Ontology annotation, molecular function: microtubule motor activity; phosphatidylinositol binding; microtubule binding.
GCCACAGUAGCCGACAAACGUGAAUGCCGUCAUUUUACGACGAGAACUCGAACGCAUCGGUCGCGUGCUGUGGUUUCGUGCCGUCAAUCGGAAUGCUUGUGUUUGUAUUUUGCUAUUUGUAGCGAAAAUAAGGAAAGAGGAAAAAAUUCCAAUAAGGUGUUGCUCUGGUGGAAUUGUGCAAAAGAAUUUGGAUCGUUGAGUGCUCUUGUUUCUGUGUUCGAGUUCGGUUAAUUUUCCACGAGGAAUGAAUGAUCAUGAUGAAUUGAAUGGCCAAGGCUUCUGUCAAGGGCUGCAACGCCUUCUCUGGGAUUAGCUAGCCUAGCUAAGCAUAUUUAGUAGUUGAUGUUUCGAGAGAUUUCGAAAAUCAAUCGGUGUUGCUUUUUUCGUAGAGUGCAAUGUGAUGCUUCAAUACGUAAAUAGUGCCGUUAAUUUAGUAUGCAUAUGUGGAGAAGAUAGUGGAAAAGCAGCAAUCAUCGGCAAGCUCAGGCUAACACGAAAAUUGUAAGCAAAAGCAGAAGAAUGACAUGAAAAAGGCCCCCCUGUUGUGUUGUUGUGUUUGUGUGUGGUUUCGAGUGUUUGUAAUGUGCAAAAAUUCGUACUGAAAAAAUGUGAUCAGAAAGAAGGCUUUAGGUGCAGAGAAGAAAAGUGCUAAUUAUUGUUGGUACUUGUGUGUGGAUGAAACUACGGUGCAGCAGUCUUCUUCGCUUCGCUUAUACGCAAACCAGAAAUACCCCAAAACCAGAAUACGCCUCACAUACAGCGGAAAGUAGGCGCUUCUGGAUUGCCUUAACAAUAUUUACGCUCUGCGCUACGAUGGCACCUGGUUACUGUUACUACGGUUACGACUGUCACUGACCCAGCUGUGGAAUUAUUUCGCGUGUAAACAGAGCUGCUGUGGCUGAGGUUUACCUUUUCCUUCUACAACAACUGACCGUGUGAUUUUUUUCCGCUACUACAAUGGCAUCCAUAAAGGUUGUGGUCCGUGUGAGGCCCUUCAAUCAAAGGGAAAAUGAACUCGGCUCGAAGCUCAUCGUCCAGAUGGACGGGAAGAAAACCCGUCUGCUCAAACCAAAACCCGGUGCUGCGGGCGGUGGAGCGGCAGGAGCCCGGGGCGAUCUGCUGGUACGCGGCGGACCGGAGCCAUUCAAUGAUUUCACAUUCGACCACUCGUACUGGUCGGUGAACGAAGCCGACACCCAUUUCACCCCCCAGGAGAAGGUCUUCGAGGAUCUCGGCACGGAGAUUGUGGACUGUGCGUUUCAAGGUUACAAUGCAUGCGUGUUCGCGUACGGCCAAACCGGAAGUGGCAAAACAUUCACCAUGAUGGGCACUGCGGAAGCUCAAGGUUUGAUCCCACGCAUAUGCCGGUCACUGUUCGGCCGGAUGAAGCUCGGCCAGGACGAUGGGGUCGGCUACAAGACACAGUGCUCAUACCUGGAAAUCUACAACGAACGAGUGAAGGACUUGCUCGGUCCGGCAAGCGCCGGUCACGGGCUGAGGGUACGCGAGCAUCGGGCACUGGGACCGUAUGUGGAGAAUCUGUCCCAGCACCCGGUGUCGGACUACUCGGAAAUACAGAACUGUAUGGUCCAGGGGAACAUCCAACGGACAACGGCCAGUACCAAUAUGAACGACACGAGCAGUCGGAGUCAUGCGAUCUUUACGAUUACAUUCGUCCAGGCGAGAUACUUGAACGAUAUGCCGAGUGAAACGGUUUCUAAGAUUCAUCUGGUCGAUUUGGCUGGUAGUGAAAGAGCGAAUGCAACCGGAGCUACCGGGCAGCGAUUGAAGGAGGGCGCACAUAUCAAUAAAUCUCUCGUUACCUUGGGAAGUGUUAUAUCUGCCCUGGCGGAACAAACAAAUCCCACCCACAACAAGCGUGUUCUUUACAUACCUUAUCGAGAUUCCAUCCUCACCUGGCUGCUCAAGGACAGUUUAGGCGGAAACAGCAAGACCAUUAUGAUCGCAGCAAUUUCCCCCGCCGAUGUCAAUUACAGUGAAACGCUAAGUACACUUCGGUACGCCAACCGAGCCAAGAACAUCAUCAACAAGCCGACGAUCAAUGAGGAUCCGAACGUGAAACUUAUCCGGGAGCUUCGCGAGGAAAUCUACAAGCUGAAGAUGAUGCUCUCGAGCGAUGCACCUCUGGAGGAACCCUCGCUCAAAGUGUUGGAAGAUUUGCACAAAAAGGAAGCCCAAGAGAAGGUGCUCACGGAGGAGUGGACGGAGAAGUGGCGCGAGGCGCAAUCUAUUCUGCGCGAGCAGAAAUCACUUGGUCUGAGAAAGUCUGGCGUUGGAGUUGUGCUGGACUCAGAGAUACCCCAUUUGAUUGGUAUCCAUGAUGAUAUCAGCACGGGGGUUACCCUGUACAGCUUGAAGGAUGGUGAAACUACAAUCGGUACCGAGGAGGCAUCCUGCCCACAGGAUAUCGUCCUACACGGCAUUGGGAUCCAUCCGGAGCAUUGCCGAAUUGUGGUGGAUAACGGCAACGCCACUAUCUAUCCUAAUCCGUCGGCAACAUGCUUGCUCAAUGCGAACCUCAUCGAAGCCCCAAUGGCAAUCAGUCAGGGCGAUAUUCUUCUGUUGGGGCGGACAAAUAUGUUCCGUUACAACAAUCCUGCCGAGGCGGCAAAGAUGCGUUUGGACAGUAAUCACGCCCAGCGCUCGUCACGAUUAGAUCUGUCGCGGCUCUCGCUGAUAGCCGCUUCGCGGGAGAAUCUCUGUAGCAGUUUUAUGAGCGAUGAUGAUAACAUAGGCUCUCCGCAGAAUCCCCUUCGUUUUCGACAGUAUACCCCCAGCAAGGAGGACACUGAGCUGCAGGACGAACAUCGUAAAAUUCUGCAAACAAUCGAGAAUGCGCUGAAGCAACUGAAUCUCGAGCGGGGUCGAAUGCACGAACAGUUUAAGAAUAAAAUCAAAUUGUGUCGCGAGGAGUUAGAGCGGUUGGAGAGUACAAAGCGUGAUAAACUUAUGAUUUUGGAUUGCCGUAUCGAUGAGCUGAUGGCCCAGCGCGAGAUGAUACUCUGGGAAAAGAGUAACGAAAAGACACAGGUGGACAUUUUAGUUAGACAGCUAUCGGCACUGCAAACGCAGCUAGACACGAAGAAGCGUGAUUUCUACGAAUACGUCGCUAAAGAGCUUCAGGAGCUACAGGAUUGUGGCAAGCUGGACGAGAUCAGUGUCGAAUUGAUACAGAACACACCCCACUCGGAGGACUACUCGGAAGUGCUGCUCACAAUCUCCACAUCGUUGGACAACUAUUCCGCACAAUACAUCCGGGAGUACAUCAGGAAAAAUCGCGAGGAAAUUAGCAAGUACGAGGGUGAGUUACGCGAAAAGGAAUCAUUGCUGGAGGAAAGUAAUCGAAAGAUUGCCGAGCUGGAUCAGAAAAUAGAGGAGCUGGGACUCCAGAAUCAGGAGCUUCUCCGACAACGCAAUCAGCUCGAAAUGGAGGACAUCCAGAGGAAGAAACAAUCCAUGACGCUCAACUUAUCCAAAUCUGGUCAAAAUAACACCGAUAACACAGAGCACCCUUCGGUUCAACACGUCGACGGGGGAGCUGAUGAGGACAGCACGGCAACCGUUCUGGAAACCUGUGAUACGUUCCACACGGCCACCUCGGACUGUUCGUUUGUGUCCGCACUGAACACACCCGCUAUCGAAGCGCUCAAUCAGUUGAUCCCUACACCGAGCUCGACGGAGGGCACCGAAUCGGGGGCGGAUCGCGAAUCGGAUUACGAGGAAGCUGCGCACGGGCAGGGGAUGAGCGACAGCGGGGUUAGCUUCGAGACGAACAAGGUCGGUGAGAACAAUGCGAAGCUCACCGGUGGGAAGUUGUUGUUUCAGUCGGAUGAUCAUUGCCUGCUGCUGACUGGAUCUACGCCCAACUCGAAGUACAACAAUAAAACGUUGAUUGUGAAGGGGAAUAACAUCGAGAUAAGCCGGGGUCCACCGUCCAGAUCCGCUGGUGGGGAUGGUAAAAGACGGGGAUCUAGUGAUGAAUCGGAUGAAAAUUCGGACCAUGGAAGGGGUGGGAGCGGACCUUUGCGAAGUCAACUGGUUAGGUUGAAUGGGGGUAACAAAACCAGCGUGCGAACGGAGAUUUACGACAUUCGUCACGGGAUUCAUCCACUACGGGCUAGCAGUCGAUCUGGGGACGAUGACGAUGAGGACGAUGAACGACAUUCGCACACUUCGUCCAUCGAUAAUAAUUCGAUGACCUCCUCCACGGCGAAUCUUAUCCUGUACGAGAUGAACGUGCUGAGAGAAAGUAUUGCGACGAAAAAGGCCGAGAUCAUGAAGAUUCUCGAAACCAAUGAAGACAAAUCGCAGCUGGAUAGCAAAAUUAGUGAGCUGCAGGAGCUACAAAAGAGGAUAAUGCAGCUGGAGAUCAAAGUACAGGACGUGGAAAAAAAUUGCCAAUCGGAUGGCGAGGGUGGAAUCGAUUCCAUCCGGGAUUUGCCGGGAAGCUUCACGGAUAGCGACGACAGUCGGAUCAAUUCCUGCAUCUAUCAGGACUAUUUGAGGCAUCGGAAUCAAGAGAACAUCUACGCGCCGAGUUUGACCCGUUCGUUGCCUUCAAUCGAGGGCUCAUAUCGUUCGGAACAUUUGAUCAAUAUUCCUACGUACAUCAUUCGGGGGGCCGGCAAGCAGACCCACUACGAGUACGAGGUGAAAAUAAAUUUGCCCGACGAGAGAUGGGCCUUGCUGAGGAGGUACAGCCGUUUCCGGGAGUUGCACCUUCAGAUGAAGAAGCUGUAUGGCGACAAGGUUUCAUCCAUUCCCUUCCCCCGGCGGGAGCUGUUCGCUUCGAACACGGAAACGGUGGCGAAGAGCCGACGGCGUCAGCUUGAAACGUACCUCCGCCGGUUGCUUGUGGUCUGUUCCAAAAUACCGCACAGUCCUAUCUACGAGGGUGAAGGGCGGCCCGGACUAACCAAAGCAUCCCUGAUCGAGCUGCACUCGGCCUUCUUUAAGAAGGGUCUUUUCGAAACGGGAAAGCAUGGGACGGGUUAGUGAGAAAAAGGGAAACAGUUCCAAGAUAUCGGUAAGUUCGAUUUCAGUGUUGGUUCCUGAAACGUGCUCGCAACUCCGAGGCGCCGGAGAUCGGUAAGGCUGAUUUUAUUUUAUUUUGCAAUAAGCAACAGAAUUUACAUUUUGCAACCACAGUGUUUGAUUUUAUUUAUUUCAUCAACCAAAACAAAGUUAUAAUUACGAUUGGUACAAAGCAGUGAAAGAGGAAAGGAGUCAGGAAUUAUGACGACAAUAACACGGGAUGAGUACCGUCUUUGCAAAUCUAUUUGCGCAAAAUGAUACAUUUUAGGGGUGAAGAAAUAAGCAGUAGUAGCAAUCUCUUGUUCAGCUGGACAGAGAUGAUGCAACAGUUUCCACUUUCCAUAAUUAAUAGUAGCUUGAUCCAGUUUUGGGACCGAAUCAAAACCGCGAUUCCAAGAAUACUUACAACUCAGUUAGACUGAACACAGUAGAAGCUUAGAGAGGUAAUGAAAUGAUUUCUUGAAACACUUUGUAAUAACAGAUUAUAUUUAUAGACGAAGAUUAAAAUUUUCAUAUAUACAUUUUUUUUCGUUGGAGUGCUUUAAUUAAGUCAUCCUCCUAACAUCGAUCCCUACAUUGAGCCUUAUAAUAUGAAUAGUUUUUGUCAUAAUUUUUGGAGGUUUCCUUUUUCAAAAACAAAAAAAAAACAACCAACUGUGAUUUAUCAUCCCCUUUAUGAUGAGAGAACGACAUCAAAACAUAAAAACAACAAAAGAUUCAUGUAAAAGUGUAGGUUAGUUUAAAAUUGUAGUCUGACGGACAUUAAUACAGUUAUCUUUGUUAAUCGGUGAGAUAGAAAAAUAAUAUAUAGAGAGAAUUGGAAAAACCGAGCUUUUUGUCAGACUCUAGGUGAUUCUGAUGUUUGCGUUUGUAAGUAGAUUCUAAGUGUUAAUAAGCAAAACCGGUUCAAUAAUAGCCAGCGAAAAGGUACUAAACAGUGUAGAUCAGUGUAUGUAUCGUUGUCUGGGUUGUCUAGCUAGAGACGAGCAACCAAAACGGGACAAUAGCGCAACUUGAUGUUGAAAACAUAUUAUUCCAGUUCGAGACAAAAGAAUCGGAAAUACAAAUACACAACUGAAAUAUUUCACAUUGCUGGAAGCGUAUCGAUCUGACUAAAUAAAUAGUGCGAUAAUAAAGGAGCAAAAGAA